Molecule: messenger RNA, 2965 nt
Organism: Exaiptasia diaphana
Lineage: Eukaryota; Metazoa; Cnidaria; Anthozoa; Actiniaria; Aiptasiidae
Product: ran-binding protein 3
Exons: 15
Coding region: 53-1558 (501 amino acids)
Biological process (GO): protein export from nucleus
Cellular component (GO): nuclear pore; cytoplasm
Molecular function (GO): GTPase activator activity
Source: RefSeq, a predicted model, not a curated record
CCCUACAGAAAAAUGUUCCAAGGAACGUUGAGUCACAUGGUUCCAAGUCAAAAUGGCGGAAACAUCUGCUCCGUUUGAAGAAAGUGCUCAAAUUGGUGCUCAAGCYUCAGUUGUAGCACCUCCAAAGUUCGUCUUUGGACAGAGUAUGUCAGAAAGAGUAAAGGAUCCAUCGUGUAGUGCUGCGAAUGAGAAUACUCACGAAAAUCAAGAUACGAAUGGUUCUGAUAUGAAAGAAGAAGAUCGAACCUCAGCUAAAAAGAGGCCAGCAGAAGACGACAAUGACAAGGAAGACACUUCAGAAUCAGACAUACCUUCAUCACCAUCUCAUCCAGAAGGUCCCACCUCACCAGUCAAGAAAGUGGCCAAGGUGUUUAAAUGGACUGAGGAAGAAGAUGAGGAGCCUAAACAGUUCAAGUUAAAACCAUCAAUUUUGACUCAAGUAGCAAAGAAUCUAACAGGAACUGCUGCGAGAUGUUCUAAAGAUGAGGACAGUAAUUCAGCAACAACCCUUCCAAAGACAUUUGGCCUUUCCACCAGUGAGUCGUCUAGUAAUGAGACMAGAACUGGUGCUUCUGCUCCAGAACCCAUUAUUGGAACAUCAAAGAACUACUUUCAAAUGUUUUUGGAGAAGAAUAAUGAGUCAAUUGAAAAACAGAAGGCAGGCAGUUUUGUAUUUGGCUGCAAUAUGAGUGAUCGUGUCACAUUUGCCACUCACACUGAUGAUGAGAAGAAUGAGAGCAGUGAGAAUACGGAUAAACAGGAAACAGAGGAACCAACACCUUCUGAAGACCCCCCACAAGUUACAUCAGUCGACAAAGAACCCAAAACUCUUGAACAAGUAGCUAAGUCAUGUGUCAAUGAGGAUGGACCAAAGUCCCCUACAUCCUCCCCUGACAAACACCAUUUGUCUCUUGCUGAAGCUGCUAAAGUUUAUGAAGAUACGGCUGUUCCCUCAAAGUCUAAACUAGAACAUGUGGAAGUUGUCACUGGUGAGGAAGAGGAAAGAAAUGUGCUGAAGGUCAACUGUAGGCUCUUCAUGUUCGAUGUUGAUAACCAUAGUUGGAGAGAGAAGGGGCGUGGUCUUCUAAGACUGAAUGACAUGUGUCAAUCAAGCUCUGAAAGCACUUUCCAAUCUCGCCUGAUUAUGAGAACUCAAGGACAUCUACGAGUGACGCUGAACACCAAGCUCUGGCCAGAAAUGACAUUAGAAAGAGCAAAUGAAAGAAGCUUACGAAUAACUGGAUUUGAUGCGGACAAUGAUGUKAAAAUUUACCUUAUCAUGGCUGGACCAAAAGAUAUCCAACAAUUAUUCACCGCCAUUGACCGCCGAAUACAGUCUCUAAAACUAAACAAAGGACAGCAGCAUUCAGAAGCUGACUCGACUGCUGACACCUCCAAAGAAACAGACGAAAAUAUAGAUACGAAGAAAGAUGUCGAACAAGAAGUUGACUCGGAGUCAACUUCGACAGAGAAUCGGAGAGUCAUCGGCCAGGACUCGAGUAGCAAUGACUCUUGUCCAGUUGUUCGAAGCAAAGACAGUUUUAGUGAUGACGAGUGAAGGCAGAUUAGACAGAUUAGAUAAUUUGGGUGUAAACUGUUCCCUUUUUUCCCCUCGACCUAAACUCUAAAUUGUGGUGCGUUUUUUGUUGUUUUUGUUUUAUAUUUGGCCUUUUUUUUUGUUUCAUUUCCGCGGAUUUUCAGUUCGAUUUAUAAGAUGUGUUUUUUUUGUUAAUACUUUGAAAUUCUCAAAUUUAUGUACUCUUAAAAGAAUUUUCAGUAAAUACUCAUCUCGUCGACGAUAGUAUUUUAAUCCCAGUGCAAUUCGGAUCCAGUCCAAACCUUCGUUCUCAGAAAGGAUAAGGGUCUAGGAACGAGGUUGAUCCGAUGACGUCACUGCUGUCUGGCGAAAUGCAUCAUGGUAUUGAUUUAUGUAUCAAGAUGGCGGAAGUCUUAUAAAAACCGCGGAGGGCGAACUUUAUUUGAUAUAAUAAAGUUAUCCAUUUUUGCGAAAGAUUUUGAAUAACUUUAAAUAAGUUGGCUCCCUUUAAGUAUAUGCAAAGACCCGCCUGUGAAAUAAGUAUUUUUGGUUCGAAAAACAGCUUGCCAGAAUAGCAACAUAGCAACACACCUUUUCAGUUGCUCUUAGGCCUCGAUAGCGUGUUAAAUAUUCUUUUGAAUUUUCUAGGAAUGUGAGCAAUGCAAUUAUUGAUAUGAAUAGUCUCAUUUGUCAAAUUCAAAAGAAUAUUUAACUUGCUAUCGAGGACUAAGUGCAACUGAAAAGGUGUAUUCUAACAUUCGUCGAUCCCAUAAUGCAACUUUCCGAGAAUUGCGUGACGUCAUUAGCUGUCAGAUUCACAGAGUAAGCAGAUAUAAGUAGCUGAAGAAUUCUUUUCUUGACCCAAAUAGACAUUGUUCUACAAAAAUAAUGUCGGAGGCUCUUUGAGAGCUUAUUAACAUUGAACAGURUAUGAGGUUGCAUUGUAGGAUAAUUUAAUUUUAUCAAUGAAGUUACAAUGUCUAUAUUUUUGUAGAACUCGGAAUAUAAUAUCAUCGAAAUGUUUAUUGAUUGAGAUAACGUUUUAGACAAAAACUACAUUGGGGAUCAUUAUUGUUGCACGUAAUUGUGAAACAGUAGACUUCUAGUUUUAAAUAGAACGUGCAUUGGUUGUCAUCAUGGAGUGAUAGUUGCCAAUUCAUAGUUUCCAGUUUCCGCAGGCAACUAUCAUAGCAAACUACUCUAUUUUUAGUAUUCAACAACAAACUUUUCUGAAGCAGAGGUCUCUCUGAUAGUACCCUUCAGAGGCGGGUACUAUUGCCUCACGUGGUCGACUAUCCACCAAUGAGAAAGGAGGAAAAUUUGUUGUUUAACUUUAAUUAUAAAUUAGAAUAGUCUGCUAGUAUCCGUGAAACAAACUGUUAUAGUAUACGCAAGAAUGAAGGCAUUAAACCCGUGAAGCAAAACUGA